Messenger RNA from Fragaria vesca subsp. vesca, 1503 nucleotides. RefSeq lists its product as uncharacterized. The record is from RefSeq and is a predicted model, not a curated record. Gene Ontology annotation, molecular function: O-acetyltransferase activity. Lineage: Eukaryota; Viridiplantae; Streptophyta; Magnoliopsida; Rosales; Rosaceae. The transcript is spliced from 2 exons. Gene Ontology annotation, cellular component: Golgi apparatus. Bases 8 to 1354 code for a protein of 448 amino acids.
UGUUUCAAUGAAGCACUACCAAGCCAAUCUUCAUGAUCAUGAGGUUCCCUCUGGGAAAUACCAGGCACUUAUACUAAAGACACCCAGAAAAAUCGUUCUUCUAGUCUUUGCCCUACUUCUUCUUACAAUAAUCCCAUUCUACUAUCGUAGCAGUUCUAUUUUCCUUACCAAAACCAUUCCAAACCCACCAUCAUCACUACCCUUUUCUCCACUAAAGGAUGAAGAAGCUCACGAGGAGUUGCCAACGAUAACCAAUAAUCUCGAGUGUGACAUAUUCACCGGAGAAUGGAUUCCAAAUCCAGAGGCUCCAUAUUACACAAACACGACGUGCUGGGCGAUUCACGAGCAUCAGAACUGCCAGAAAUAUGGAAGACCUGACUCAGAGUUCAUGAAAUGGAAGUGGAAGCCCGACGGGUGUGAACUGCCCGUUUUCAACCCGGCUCAGUUCCUGGAAUUGCUCAGAGGGAAAUCCUUAGCCUUCGUCGGAGAUUCUGUGGGUAGAAAUCAAAUGCAGUCACUGAUAUGCCUUCUUUCUAGGGUGGAAUAUCCAAUAGAUGUUUCAUACACAAAGGAUGAGAAGUACAAACGCUGGAAAUACACAUCCUACAACUUCACCAUGGCCUCAUACUGGACGCCGCAUUUGAUCAAAUCCAAAGAAGAAGACAUUCAUGGUCCAACCAACACUGGCAUUUUCGGUCUAUACCUCGACGAAUUCGACGAGGCAUGGACAACCCAAGUUGAGGACUUUGAUUACCUCAUUGUUUCCGCAGGGCAUUGGUUCAUGCGAUCCAUGGUGUUCCAUGAAAAUAACAAAAUCGCAGGUUGCCACUAUUGCCUCCUUGACAAUGUGACUGACGUCGGAAUGUACUACGGCUACCGAAAGGCGUUUAGGACAGCUUUCAAGGCCAUCAACAGCAUGAAAAAUUUCAAGGGAAUAACAUACCUUAGGACUUUUGCACCAUCACAUUUCGAGGGUGGGAUGUGGAACAAAGGAGGAGAUUGUGUGAGAACGAAGCCGUUUAAGAGCAAUGAGACCCAAUUGGAGGGUGUGAGUUUGGAGUUUUAUAUGAUUCAGUUAGAGGAGUUUAGGGCAGCUGAGAAGGAAGGGAGAAAGAAGGGGUUGAAAUAUAGGUUAUUGGACACAACACAAGCCAUGCUACUAAGGCCGGAUGGUCAUCCUAGUAGAUAUGGACAUUUGCCAGAAGAAAAUGUGACUUUGUAUAAUGACUGUGUGCAUUGGUGCUUGCCAGGACCUAUUGAUACUUGGAGUGAUUUCUUGCUUGAGAUGUUGAAGACGGAGGGUAUCAGAUCUGCUGAGGAGAAGCGGCAUUCAAGAGACAGAAGACUGCAUUGAUCGAAGCUGUCUUAUUUAAUUGGUUGCUUAAUUUGGUAUUAUUCAUAUGUUAUGAAGUUUUCUUUUGGUGUUGGGAGUUUGUUUAGUUAUGAUGUAAUUAGUGGCUACAAAAUAAAAUUUAAUUAAAUUAAUAUGAAAACCUUUAUUCU